Molecule: messenger RNA, 924 nt
Organism: Morone saxatilis (striped sea-bass)
Lineage: Eukaryota; Metazoa; Chordata; Actinopteri; Moronidae
Gene: c1qtnf1
Product: C1q and TNF related 1
Molecular function (GO): protein binding
Source: RefSeq, a predicted model, not a curated record
AGGUGAGAAAGGUGAUAUUGGUGACCGAGGACCUUAUGGUAAAUCCGGCAGAGCUGGUCAGAUGGGUCCUCAAGGUCACACUGGCAUGAAGGGCAGCAAAGGCAGCAUGGGCCUCCCUGGUGAGCCCUGCAAGUCUUACUUUGCAGCCUUCUCUGUCGCCCGCAAGAAGGGUCUACACUCCAACGACUACUACCAGACACUGGUGUUUGACACAGAGCUAGUCAACCUCUAUGGUCACUUUAACAUGUUCACUGGUAAGUUCUACUGCUAUGUGCCCGGCAUCUACUACUUCAGCCUGAACGUGCAUACAUGGAACCAGAAGGAGACAUACCUACAUGUGAUGCGCAAUGAGCAGGAGGUGGUGAUCCUCUACGCCCAGCCCAGUGACCGCUCCAUCAUGCAGAGCCAAAGCCUGAUGCUGGAACUUGAAAGAGAUGACCAGGUCUGGGUCAGACUCUUCAAAGGCGAGAGAGAGAACGCCAUCUUUAGUGAUGACUUUGACACUUACAUCACCUUUAACGGACACUUGAUUAAGCCCAAAAAUGAGUUGUAGGUAGAAGACUGGACAAGUGUGAGUUGGCACCUAGAAAGGUUGAAUAUGGACGAAAAAUGGUCUAAAGGGGAGCUUCAUUAAUAUAUUAUCAAUGUGGUAUGAAAAAUCAUGUCAUAUAGACAGUGGUUUUGUACAGAAAAACAACUCACUCACAAAACAAAAAAUUAAAUCAAGCCACACAAUGGGACUUGCAGGUAAUAUUAAAGAAUUUGCGGCAUUCACUAAUUGUGUCCUAUUUAGAGAUUUCUACUAGGUACUAACAAAAUUCAUUAGUGCUUCUGACCUGCCUGUGUCCACAUGGGUAAAAAAUCAAUUUCACAAAAUUGUAAUGCCUUAAAGUCCAGGUGAAACGUAAAUCAGAGAGCUAUUUG